Messenger RNA from Megalops cyprinoides (Indo-Pacific tarpon), 940 nucleotides. RefSeq names its product phosphatidylinositol transfer protein beta isoform. Gene Ontology annotation, cellular component: cytoplasm. NCBI's taxonomy places the organism in Eukaryota, Metazoa, Chordata, Actinopteri, Elopiformes, Megalopidae. The transcript is spliced from 12 exons. Bases 33 to 848 code for a protein of 271 amino acids. Gene Ontology annotation, molecular function: phosphatidylcholine intramembrane carrier activity; phosphatidylinositol transfer activity; phosphatidylcholine binding. The record is from RefSeq and is a predicted model, not a curated record. Gene Ontology annotation, biological process: phospholipid transport.
UUUUGCGCGCAGCCGCAGCCCUUGAGGUGAAGAUGGUGCUCAUCAAAGAAUACCGUGUGGUCUUGCCCUGCUCUGUUGAAGAGUACCAAGUGGGGCAGCUGUACUCAGUUGCAGAGGCCAGCAAAAAUGAGACGGGUGGCGGUGAGGGCAUCGAGGUACUGAAGAACGAGCCUUACGUGAAGGAAGGGGAGAAAGGACAGUACACACACAAGAUCUACCAUCUAAAGAGUAAAGUUCCCGCGUUUGUGAAGAUGAUUGCGCCGGAGGGGGCCCUGGUGUUCCACGAAAAGGCCUGGAACGCCUACCCCUACUGUCGAACCAUUGUGACGAAUGAGUACAUGAAAGAUGACUUCUUCAUUAAGAUUGAGACGUGGCACAAACCCGACUUGGGAGCACUGGAAAAUGUUCAUGGGCUGGACCAACCUAUAUGGAAGACUGUGGAGGUGGUUCCCAUUAACAUUGCUGACAAGGAGCAAGUGGCACCUGGUGACUACAAGGCAGAGGAGGACCCUGCAUUGUUCCAGUCGGUGAAGACAGGCAGAGGUCCUCUUGGGCCCAACUGGAAGAAGGAGCUGGUGACUAAGACUGACUGCCCACGCAUGUGCGCGUACAAGCUGGUCACGGUCAAGUUCAAGUGGUGGGGCCUGCAGAACAAAGUUGAGAGCUUCAUUCACAAACAAGAGAAGAGAAUCUUCACCAAUUUCCACCGGCAGCUUUUCUGCUGGAUUGACCGCUGGGUGGAGCUUACCAUGGAGGACAUCCGGCGUAUGGAGGAUGAGACACAGAAAGAGCUGGAGGAGAUGCGCAAGAAAGGCUCUGUGCGGGGUACGAAGGCUACAGAAGACUAACCCCACCCAUUUUAGGUCAGAGGCAGGCUGUCUCCGUAAGCAGGGUCAGGUCCGAGGCACCAGUGCUGCGAAUGACGAAUGAGGCAAAAAAA